CUGGUUUUUUUUUUUUUUGCAUUCUAAAAACUUAUUAUCUUGAUUACAUAAAUUAAGCCCCAGACAUAUUAGAAGAGCAUAUAGCAAGGUCCAGUGGUAUAGAAUGCAUAAUUAAAGGGGCAGAAUACCCUCCUGUUCAGUAUAAUGAAUUGGGCUUGUGCUGAUCUCCCUUUUUGCCUAUUUAUUUCCUCACAAAGAUCUAUCUUUUUGUUAUUUCUUGAGCUAAACAGGGCAAACGGAGACUGAAACUAUUUUAUAUUUGGUCCUUACAAGGAAAGAUACGUAAUGGGAUUAUUGGAGGCCAGGAAGCCAAACCACAUUCCAGGCCCUAUAUGGCCUAUCUGAAAAUUGGUAUGGGUUUUUGUGGUGGAUCCCUGAUUGCUCCUGAUUGGGUGAUUUCUGCUGCCCACUGUGCUGGAGAUAUUACAGUUAUCUUGGGAGCACACAAUGUAAAGGAGCCAGAGAGCUCACAGCAGGUCAUCGGGGUUCAGAGUAAACACUUGCACCCGGAAUAUGAUGAUGAGGAGUCUCUGCCAUUUAAUGAUGUCAUGUUAUUGAAGCUUACAUCUAAGGCCACCAUCAACCGCUAUGUGCAGACCAUCCCUCUGCCAACCAGCAGCAGCGAUCUUCCUACUGGCACCCCCUGCAGUGUAUCUGGAUGGGGUUUGAUUGACAGGGAUGAAGUCACUGAUAAACUUUUUGAGACCAAUGUCACCAUUGUGAGCCGCCGCUUGUGUCACCGUUACUUCCCAAGACUGAGUGAUGGAAUGAUCUGUGCAGGGAGCAACAAUCAGAUUAAGGACUCCAGCCAGGGAGACUCUGGUGGGCCCUUGGUGUGCAAAGAGGCAUUGGCAGGCAUUGUGUCAUUUGGAUUUAACCACCCACCUGGAGUCUAUGCAAGGGUUGGCAGAUACCUCGAUUGGAUUAAGAAGACCAUAUCAGAACAUGGAGACAAGAAUAUCUAAGGCCUCUGCUUUUGUCUUCUCAUCAAGUCCUCUGUUGGCAGAUUAAAUAAUGCUGAAUAUCUUCUAUUAAAGAAUUUAGACAAAAGGCA
Messenger RNA from Xenopus tropicalis (tropical clawed frog), 1054 nucleotides. RefSeq names its product granzyme H (gene gzmh). Gene Ontology annotation, molecular function: serine-type endopeptidase activity; peptidase activity; hydrolase activity. Lineage: Eukaryota; Metazoa; Chordata; Amphibia; Anura; Pipidae. Gene Ontology annotation, biological process: proteolysis. The record is from RefSeq and is a predicted model, not a curated record. The transcript is spliced from 5 exons. The coding region runs from base 333 to 965 and encodes 210 amino acids.